Schistosoma curassoni is the source of this 835-nucleotide messenger RNA. Lineage: Eukaryota; Metazoa; Platyhelminthes; Trematoda; Strigeidida; Schistosomatidae. The record is from the annotation of a GenBank genome assembly.
CUAAGAUUGGAUAUUGGAUAUUGUUGGAGAGCGGAUUUUGAACGAGGGUUUCGCUUAGGGUGAUCCUCAUCCACACUGCUCUUUAUAGAUCCCAGAUACACAACGUACCUCCAGGCUAGACUCAAAUUAACCAAAUACUGAAAACUAAUAUGUUUAGACUGUUUCCGCUUCAAGUCAAACAUUUAGUCAUUUGGUAGAUUGUUCUGGAACACACGGUAACCUCAAAAUGGACUUCCUCACUUGUACUUCAUGCAUGAGAAAUGGAAUAUGUUUGCCUGUUACAAUUGUCAAAUGUAUGGUGGGAAACGAGUUAAUUUUUUGUCAAAAUAAAGAGUGCAUACACUAUUUCCUACCAUUGAAUUUUAUAUCUUCUAAACAUGAAUCAACUGUAUCUCUUCAUACUGACCACCACGAAGUUAAAGAGGAGUUGGAAUGGACAACUGAAGUGUUUCAUGCUCCAUUAAGAUCGGACACCUUGCCCAGUACCAAGUCAAAUGGAGAAGUUACAAUCACGACAGAUACUGUUUUCAACUUGCACCCCUUCGGAAAUAUGACUCCCAAAACUAAAAAUAUGACUUCCAAAUUUUCUAAUACUACUGUGACGAAUGGAACUUGCUCUUUAUCUACAUCACAUCCUGGUUUUCGAACCACUUAUAGUCAUUACAAGCGAUCCAUUUUACGACAAGUAAGACGUCAAGCAGAUAACCUUCGAUUAAAGCUUGUUAAAGAACGUCGUACAAUAAAAAGUCACGAACGAUUUGCUGGUCCACUCCUGUCCACAAGACAACUCUUUGUGUAGCUUAAAUGUACAUGCUCUACUGAUCGUAUUAAUUUU